Messenger RNA from Dermacentor albipictus, 909 nucleotides. The record is from RefSeq and is a predicted model, not a curated record. Lineage: Eukaryota; Metazoa; Arthropoda; Arachnida; Ixodida; Ixodidae.
UUCAAAGAGAGGUGUGCAGAUUUCCAAGACUGCCAUGUUCUGGUAAUCAAGGCUUAGCUGAAGGACGCCGAUUGUGGGAAGGAGGUAACUAUAGUACAUGUAUCUAUCCCGCAGGGCAUGGUGGUUUACGGCGUUCUCGUAUACCCAAAGCUUCUAGAGAGCCGGACACACAGCAGUGGUCUAGUCCUUCACGUUCAUCCUGGUUUGACUCUCACUCUCGAAAAAAGCUCUGUGUUGGCGGAGAAGUUAUACUUUGGAUCUUCCGCUUUCAAAAAUACCGACAGAGCCACUCUAAAUGGAAAAGAACUCGAGAAGAACCUAUAUCAUAACAACGAGCAUAUGACGUCUCUAGUUGUCAAGAGGGUACGUGGCAGCGUGGAAGUGAGAGGAAUUCUCAGUCAUCAACAUGGAAUUGCUCCGGUGGUUACAGCCAAUAACACCAGCAGUGGAGAUAUUCCACACCGGAUAUUUGAUGUCCAAGAAAGAUCGUCUUCAUUCGACGCAAAGCAACCAACUGGGAAACAAUAUGAACUUAAGGUAUUUACAGUGGAGACAUGUAUUCUGACAAGCAUCAACUACACCCGUUAUUUUAACUCAACAGAAGAAAUAAUCAUCUACCUCGCAGCUAUGCUGAAUGCGGUGGCACUGAGAUUCUCUGAAAUGGUUUGUCCAACCAUAAAGUUUCAACUUAACCAAGUUCUGCAGGUUCCGGACGAAAAAAUUUUCGGCAACAGCACUUGCGGCACACCAAAGAAUAAGCUUAUAUAUAAAGAAGGCACCAUCGUCUGCGGAUUUGACGCUGAAGAUACGUUAAACAAGACGAUAGAUUAUGUAAAUCUCUGUGAGAGUGCAGCGUGCGACAUUGUUUACCACAUAACCAGAGUAGCGGCAAGCACGCGCCGAGGUUAG